Serinus canaria (Common canary) is the source of this 2200-nucleotide messenger RNA. RefSeq names its product UTP4 small subunit processome component (gene UTP4). The transcript has 16 exons. Gene Ontology annotation, cellular component: 90S preribosome; t-UTP complex; small-subunit processome. Gene Ontology annotation, molecular function: protein binding; RNA binding. The coding region runs from base 30 to 2090 and encodes 686 amino acids. Gene Ontology annotation, biological process: maturation of SSU-rRNA from tricistronic rRNA transcript (SSU-rRNA, 5.8S rRNA, LSU-rRNA). NCBI's taxonomy places the organism in Eukaryota, Metazoa, Chordata, Aves, Passeriformes, Fringillidae. The record is from RefSeq and is a predicted model, not a curated record.
CCGAGCGGCGCCGGGGCCGGCGGAGCGCCAUGGGCGAGUUCGAGGUGCACCGGGUGCGGUUCUUCGGGCUGGUGCCGGCGGGCGUGCGCUGCCUCGCCUGCCACCCCCGCGGCACCCGCCUGGCCCUGGCCCGCACCGACGGCGCCGUCGAGGUGUAUAACUUCGCCGCCAACUACUUCCAGGAGAAGGUGAUCCCCGGGCACGAGGCGCGGUCGGUGGAGUCGCUGUGCUGGGCGGCCGGGGACCGGCUCUUCGGGGCCGGGCUCGGCGGGGACAUCACCGAGUACGACCUGUCCGGGCUGAGCGCGGCCCGCGGCGUCGAUGGCGGCGGGGGACCCAUCUGGAGCAUGGUGGCCAACAGCACCGGCACCCAGCUGGCGAUCGGCUGCGAGGACGGCUCUGUCAAGAUCUUCCAAGUGGUUCCUGGGGGGAUCCAGUUCGAGCGGAACCUGGACAGGAGGAAAGGCCGUGUCCUGUGCCUGUCCUGGCACCCCUCAGACACUCACAUCGUGGCUGGCUCCAUCGACUUUUUCCGUGUGAUUGACGUCACUUCAGGCCAGACGGUGCAGAGGAUCAUGGUGAACUACCACGUGGAGAAGGCCAAGCGCGAGUGCGUGGUGUGGGCCAUCGCCCUCCUGUCCAGCGGCACCGUGGUCAGCGCCGACUCCUUUGGGAGGGUGCAGUUCUGGGACUGGGAGCAGGGCACGCUGGCAGAGUCCCACACCGUCAGCACCUCGGCUGUGCUCUCGCUGGCCGUGGCACAGAAGGAGGACAGCAUAAUCGUGGGCACCUCGACCGGGGCCACCUACCAUCUGCAGCUGCUGCCCGUGAGGCUGGGCGGGCUGGAGAAGCGCUGGGUGCGGACAAAGCCCUUCCAGUUCCACAGCCACGACGUGCGGGCCGUGGCACACAGCCCCACCGCCCUCAUCUCUGGGGGCCUGGACGCCCAGCUGGUGAUCCGCCCGCUGAUGGAGAAGGUGCAGAAGAAGAGCUACGAUGCAGUGCUCCGAAAAUUCACCUUCCCCCACCGACGCCUCGUCUCCUGCGCCAGGAAAGCUCGGCUGCUCCUCUUCCAGUUCUCCCAGUACCUGGAGCUCUGGAGACUUGGCUCCACUGAGGAGACCGGAAAGGAUGGCGAGGUCCUUCCCUUGUGCCGGAUGCCCGAGCACCUGGUGCAGCUCAAGAGCAAGGGCCCGGAGCACAUCUACAGCAGCUGCGUCUCACCCUGCGGCACCUGGCUGGGCUACUCCACGGCCUCCCGCUUCCAGCUGUACCGCGUGCACUGCGACGGGGACGGCGUCAGCCUCAGGAAGGUCCCCAAAGUGCCCAAGCUGCUGCCUCCAGCCUACCAGCUCCAGUUCUCCGCCGACUCCGAGAGCCUUUUCGUGGCCUCCGCUCGAGGAUCUGUCCACGUCUUCCAGCUGCUGGAGCCGGGGGGCUGCAAACACCUGCACACCCUGCGGCCACCCUCAGGCUGCUCCGAGGCCGUUUACCUGCUGGCACCGAGCGCGGACGGGCACUGGCUGGCAGCAGUCAGCGGCGACUGGGCCAUCCACAUCUACAACCUGAAAUGCUUCAAGCAUCACUGCGUGGUGCCCACCUACGACUGCGCCGUAUCGGCCAUCGCCAUCCACCCCAGCACCAACAACCUCGUCAUCGCCUACUCGGACCAGCAGCUGUUUGAGUUCAGCAUCCCCGAGAAGCAGUACACGAGCUGGAGCCGCACCGUGCAGAGCCGGGGGCUGCACCGCGCCUGGCUGGAGCGCGACUCGCCCAUCACUCACAUCACCUUCAACCCCAAGAACCCCUCGCACAUCCUGCUCCACGACACCUACCUGCUCUGCGUGCUCGACAAGUCCCUGCCCCUGCCCGACGACAGCGCCCUCCUAAUGAACCAGAGCACCCUGAAACAGCUCCCAGAGACGGCCAGGAAGAGGCAGCUCCACGCCUUCAAGAUCUGCAAGAAGUUCCAGCCACUGCUUUUCAUGGAUCUGCUGGACAAGAACUGCCUGGUUGUGGUGGAAAGACCCAUCAUGGACUUCAAAACCCAGCUGCCUCUGCCUGUCCAGCAGAAGAAAUUUGGCACCUGAGAGCAGAAGAAGCCACUCCAACCUCGGAAACUGUCUCUGUGCUGCCUUCCUGGGGCACUGUAAGAAUUUUCUUAAAGUGCUGUAGGAAUAAAACCUCACUGUUGUGUACA